CCGGGCGUCCAUCAGCGGCCCCGCAGCCUCCCCUCGCUCCUCUCCUCUUCCUCCAGGGCCCCAGCGCAGCCCGGGAGUCCGCGCACGGAGGCGCUAGGGGCGUCCCCCACUCGAGGGACACGCGCCGCGCCUGGACAACCCCCAGCAGGCGUCCCCCGCGCGCCCCCUGCCCCGCGCCGGCCGCGCUCCCCUCCCCCGCGCCUGUGUCCCGGGGGCGCAGGGCCGCGCGUCCAGCCCCAGACGCGCCGGGGGUCCCAGGGGACGCGCCAGCCCGGCCGUGGCGCGACGAUGGAGGAUCCGCAGCGCCCCCGCUCGCACACUGUCACCACCACCGCCAGCUCCUUCGCGGAGAACUUCUCCACCAGCAGCAGCAGCUUCGCCUACGACCGGGAGUUCCUCCGCACCCUGCCGGGCCUCCUCAUCGUGGCCGAGAUCGUUCUGGGGCUGCUGGUAUGGACACUUAUCGCCGGAACUGAGUACUUCCGGGUCCCAGCAUUUGGCUGGGUCAUGUUUGUGGCUGUAUUUUACUGGGUCCUCACCGUCUUCUUCCUCAUCAUCUACAUAACAAUGACCUACACCAGGAUUCCUCAGGUGCCCUGGACAACAGUGGGCCUGUGCUUUAACAGCAGUGCCUUCGUCCUGUACCUCUCUGCUGCUGUUGUCGACGCAUCUUCCGUCUCCCCUGAGAGGGACAGCCACAACUUCAACAGCUGGGCGGCCUCCUCGUUCUUUGCCUUCCUGGUCACCAUCUGCUACGCUGGAAAUACGUAUUUCAGUUUUAUAGCAUGGAGAUCCAGGACCGUGCAGUGAUUUAUCAUUUUGAUAAUUAAACGGAAAAAAAAAAGAAUCCCACUGUAAAAACAGCUGAAGGUAUAAUGUAUAUUCAUAGAGAAUUGUAUUUAACUAAUGUUUUUUAUAUACUUAAAUUUGCUCACAAAUUGUGGUUUGUUGCAAUUAAACUGGAUACUUAUUUGCAAAGUGUUGUAGCUUAUACUGAACUCUUAAGUAUCUUAUUAAUGUCUUCAUAGAUCCUAUUUUCUUAGACAAUGUUUAAAUAGAUAAAUUGCUAAUAUUGAGAAUGUGUCAAGUUUGUAAACCUAACUUUUAAGAUGCCAGAAUCUUUUUGGAUUAAAUAUUGCAAAAUCCCAA
Cebus imitator (Panamanian white-faced capuchin) is the source of this 1149-nucleotide messenger RNA. It is a transcript of the gene CMTM8, whose product is annotated as CKLF like MARVEL transmembrane domain containing 8. The transcript is spliced from 4 exons. The coding region runs from base 289 to 810 and encodes 173 amino acids. Gene Ontology annotation, molecular function: structural constituent of myelin sheath. Gene Ontology annotation, biological process: myelination. The record is from RefSeq and is a predicted model, not a curated record. Gene Ontology annotation, cellular component: membrane. NCBI's taxonomy places the organism in Eukaryota, Metazoa, Chordata, Mammalia, Primates, Cebidae.